This is a messenger RNA of Cuculus canorus (common cuckoo), 11318 nucleotides long. RefSeq names its product tau tubulin kinase 2 (gene TTBK2). Gene Ontology annotation, molecular function: protein serine/threonine kinase activity; ATP binding. Gene Ontology annotation, biological process: peptidyl-serine phosphorylation; cilium assembly; signal transduction. The coding region runs from base 292 to 4269 and encodes 1325 amino acids. Gene Ontology annotation, cellular component: ciliary basal body; ciliary transition zone; cytoplasm. The transcript is spliced from 16 exons. Lineage: Eukaryota; Metazoa; Chordata; Aves; Cuculiformes; Cuculidae. The record is from RefSeq and is a predicted model, not a curated record.
AAGAAGGAGGAGGCAGCGGCGGGGCUGCCGCAGGGAUGGCGGCGGGUUUAACCCCUUCGCACCGCCCCGCGGUGAGCGCGCAGCCUCCGCAGUCGCCAUAGAGACGGCGGCGCGCGCCAUGGGGCGGAGGCCGGGCCGGGGGGCGCCGCGCUAGGACCCCGCGCUGCCCCCGCCCCCCCCCAGCGCAACGCCCGGCCCAGUCAAUGGUUAAAUGGAAGCCACUCCUGGGAACUGGAUGGUUUCUACUGACAUAGACCUUGUGUAGCAGCUCCACCGUGUCAGGAGAUUGCAAUGAGUGGAGGAGGGGAGCAGCCUGACAUCCUCAGUGUGGGAAUCUUGGUCAAGGAAAGAUGGAAGGUGCUGAGGAAAAUAGGAGGUGGAGGAUUUGGAGAAAUUUACGAUGCACUGGACUUGCUUACUCGGGAAAAUGUUGCACUGAAGGUCGAAUCAGCUCAGCAGCCAAAGCAAGUGCUGAAAAUGGAAGUAGCUGUGUUGAAGAAAUUGCAAGGAAAAGAUCAUGUCUGUAGGUUCAUUGGAUGUGGAAGGAAUGACAGAUUUAACUAUGUGGUCAUGCAAUUACAGGGUCGGAACUUGGCAGACCUGCGUCGGAGCCAGUCUCGAGGAACAUUCACCAUUAGUACCACUCUGCGACUUGGGAAGCAGAUUUUGGAAUCUAUUGAAAGUAUUCAUUCUGUGGGGUUCUUGCACAGAGACAUAAAACCGUCUAACUUCGCAAUGGGACGUUUUCCUAGUACCUGUAGGAAGUGUUAUAUGCUGGAUUUUGGCUUGGCACGGCAAUUUACCAACUCAUGUGGGGAUGUCAGACCACCACGAGCUGUCGCCGGUUUUCGAGGAACAGUACGAUAUGCAUCAAUCAAUGCUCAUAGAAACAGAGAAAUGGGUCGGCAUGAUGACCUCUGGUCCCUGUUCUACAUGUUGGUGGAAUUCGUUGUUGGGCAACUGCCUUGGAGAAAAAUAAAAGAUAAGGAGCAAGUGGGCUCCAUUAAAGAGAGGUACGAGCACAGACUUAUGUUGAAACAUCUUCCUCAAGAAUUCAAUGUCUUUCUGGAUCACAUUUCUAAUUUAGAUUACUUUACCAAGCCUGAUUACCAGCUUCUCAUGUCUGUGUUUGACAACAGCAUGAAAACAUUUGGGGUUAUUGAAAGUGACCCUUUUGACUGGGAGAAGAGUGGAACUGAUGGCUCUCUGACAACAACAACAACUUCAACCACACCUCAGUUACACACUCGUCUUACUCCGGCUGCAAUUGGAAUUGCCAAUGCCACUCCUAUCCCAGGAGAUUUGCUGCGAGAAAACACAGAUGAGGUAUUUCCUGAUGAACAGCUCAGUGAUGGAGAGAAUGGUAUUCCUGUUGGUGUCUCGCCGGAAAAACUACCUGGAUCCCCUGGGCAUCAGCGUCCUCAGGAAAAAGACGUUUGGGAAGAAAUGGAUGCAAACAGAAACAAAAUAAAACUAGGAAUCUGUAAGGCUGCUACAGAGGAAGAGAACAGCCAUGGGCCAGUGAAUGGGUUGCUUAAUGCACCAAGUCUCGGUUCUCCGAUUCGUGUUCGCUCGGAGACCACCCAGCUAGACAGAGAUGUCCCACUGGUGCGCAAGUUACGUUCAAUUCACAGCUUUGAACUGGAGAAGCGUCUGACAUUGGAGUCAAAGCCAGACACUGAUAAAUUUCUUGAGGCCUGUUUGGAGAAGAAGCAGAAAGACCUAAAUGCUGCGGCAGAGACUCCUGUUGCUGCUGUUCCUCAGAAAACACCUGUUCCUGCUCCCAUGACUGCCCGCAUGGACCAUGUUUGGCACUAUGAUGAAGAAUAUCUUCCAGAUGCUUCAAAGCCUGUGUCUGCUAGUUCUCCAGAACACGUUGAUGGUGUUAUUAGCAAUGGAUUUGUAGCUGUCAACUUAAGCUCCUGCAGGCAGGAGGUUGAUUCUAAGGAGUGGGUGAUAAUAGAUAAGGAACGGGAUUUGCAGGACUUCAGGACAAAUGAGGCCUUGGGGCACAAAAUGACUGGAAGCCCCUCAGAUGAAGAGCCAGAGGUACUACAAGUCCUAGAGGAGUCCCCUGCAGAAGAGCAGCCCAGACAGGGUGGUUGGGCAGAAAAUGGUGUCCAUGCCAAGAACCAAACCUCAGGGGUGGAGUUUGUUCUCACCAUGGAGUGUCAUCCUGCUGCUUCUGAACAGCUUACAGAUAAAUUGGAACUUCUGUCUGGAGCUGCUGGACAGCUUCUUGCAGCCACCCCUACAAGUCCAAUGGAAGCUCAAGCAGAGGGAGCACUCACUCCGCUCAACUCAUCUCAUACGCUGCAUUUCUCCACUCCAAGAAUUUCAAGUCCCAUCCUCCGCACCAUGAGCCCUCUAGCCUAUCUAUCCAUCCACUCGGAUCCUCUGAAAGAGGCUGGUUUACCAAGGAGUCAAUCAGCUGAGAGCCACUCCUCUUCCUCCCGCUCAACUGGUCGUAGGCAGCUUCCCGUUAUUCCCUGUGGCAACAAGCUUCCCCCUGUCAUUCGCAUCUCAAAAGCACAACUUCAGCAGAUAACAAUACCCAGACCUUCAGUGGCAUCCACACAGUCUGUUUCAGAGAGCUUUCAUUGUGGCCACCAGCUAGAGAAAAGAGAGCAGGAUGCUAUGGAACACACCGUGGAACUUUCCUCUCCAAAGGAAAGUUUGCCAGGUUUGGUUGUGGCAGAAGAUGCACUUCCAGGUAGUGCUAGCAGACCAGAUUUGGUACUUAAUGUCAGCCAAGAGGUCCUUGACGGGGAAGAAUGUGACAAUGUCCUGGACUGUGGCCAAAAGGACCUACCUGAACAACAUAGUGGGAUACAGGAAGAGGAAGAACUUGAAAAUAUUCCUGUAGAGGAGGCUGAGGAAGAACGGCUUCCAGUGGUUUCUGAGGACUCCAUCAAAAUGCUAAGCAAAGAACAGAAUUCUUCUUUGCCAGGAAACUCAAAAUCCGCAGAGGAAGAACCUCUAACAAAUACUGAAGCUGCUGAAGAAUCAAAGCCAAGGCCUGUCUGUUUGGUGCCAAAUGAAGAUGAGGUUCUGAAGUUGAUAGCACCUAAACAGUCAGAAUUUUCUCCCUCAAAACUUACCAAACCACUAGUUAAUAGACAGGCAAGCAAAAUAGCACCAGUUCAGGAAAAUGGUUUUCAUUCUAAUAAGGAAGAAGUUCAUAUUCAAGACUUGAAAUGCCACCAAGUGGCCCUUACUACCUUUUUGCACGAAGAGGACAAAAAGGAGAAAAAUGCUCCCAGAAAUGGAGAGUUAUUCCACUGUAUUUCGGAAAAUGAAAAUUCUCAUCGAUCUAAGAAGGACAUAGUUAAAUCUCCUUUUGUAUUCAGGCAGAGCCGAAUCCCAGUUUUAGCACAAGAGAUAGACUCAACAUUAGACUCCUCUUCUCCUGUUUCAGCAAAGGAAAAGCUUCUUCUUAAAAAGGCGCAUCAGACAGACUUGGUCAAAAUACUUAUGGAAAAGAGACAGCUCAAAUCUUUCCUUGGUGACCUCUCAAGUGCCUCUGAUAAGUCACUGGAGGAAAAAAUGGCUGCUACUCCAGUACCAUUUUCUGAGGAUGAUGUCUUAUCUUCAUUUUCUAAAUUGACACUGGACUCUCAUUUCAGCAAGCAGACUGAAGAUAGCUCUUUAUCUCCAAGCAGCCCUCAGUCCAGAAAAAGCAAGAUUCCAAGGCCAGUCUCCUGGACAGCCACUGAUCAAGUCACCAGUUCAAGUUCAACUCUGUUCUUUCCUCGGCCACCACCAGGAAAACCGCCUGCUAGACCUGCGGUAGAAGCUAGGUUACGCAGAUACAGAGUCCUAGGGAGUAACAGCUCGGACUCAGAUCUUAUCUCUCGUCUGGCUCAAAUCCUGCAGAAUGGAUCUCAAAGACCAAGGAGUUCUACCCAGUGUAAGAGCCCAGGAUCUCCACAUAGUCCAAAAACACCACCCAAAAGUCCUGUCAUCCCCCGACGCAGUCCCAGUGCCUCCCCUAGGAGCUCUUCUUUACCCCGUACUGCCAGUUCAUCUCCGUCCCGGGCUGGGAGACCCCAUCAUGAUCAGAGAAGUUCAUCCCCACAUCUUGGGAGGAGUAAAUCACCUCCUAGCCAUUCAGGCUCCUCAUCUUCUAGGAGAUCCUGCCAACAAGAGCACUGCUGCAACAAACCGAGCAAGAAUAAUCUGAAAGGAUCUGGCAGUUCCUUCCACCAUUCCCCAAACACUAAGACUCCCACAGGAAAGAGCAAAUCAACCACUAAGCUUAGCAGAUAGGAACUGGGCCUUGACAGGUAUAAAGCCUCCUCCUAAACCUGAUGCAUGUUGUGUCUGUGUACUGUCUAUUUACAAAAAUAAUCAAAAAAAAAAAAGUAUAUUAAAAAAAUGGUGUUGAAUCUGCGCUUUUGAAAGAAAGUAAGCAUCAUAAACUAUUCAUGAGAAAGCAUACUGUGUAAAUAAGUGGCCAGACAUUGCCGAAGAGCAGACAGCAAGCAGAUCCACGAGAGGAGAGGUAGAGGCCAGGAUAAGAAUGACUAGGUAGUCGAAGAGGUGCAAUGUAUUUAGAGUAAAACUAUCUCUAAGGUGAAUGUUUUAAAAGGGUAUUUAUUUCUAUGUUUUUAGUUUAUCUAGCUAGAGGAUUUGGCUUAAUUAUUUAAGGACUUGCAUACUUAAGGAGUAUGUAAGAAAACCUGAAACAGUUAUUCCCAAACUGAUGUCAUCACUUGGGAGAUACGUACUCCUCAAGCAUGUCUUUGCAGUGUUAAAAAAAGCACACAAUUUAGAAGACGAUGGUAUUUCUACCUUGUAAGUUUCUUCCCUUUUGAGCUGCACACAUCUCUGAGUGACUCAGUGCUCAUCUUGUCCCUUGUCUACCAUUGCACAUGUUUGUUCCCUAAGGAAGUAUCAUGUUCCUUGACCCUUCAUGACAUGAUGAUGUUUUAAAAAUUACUACUAAUGUUCACUGAAAUGGUACUAUAGCUAUAUUCUACUGAAAUGUGCUUACAGUACUGAUUUGGAUCCAAUAAGCUAAUUCUCAGUUUUAUAUCAUGCGCUCCUUUGAGACUCACAGUGGAGUUCUUUGAACCAUGUUCAAUAGAAUUCAGAAAAGCAUUCCUGUCUAGAAAAUGAGAAAAAGGAGCAAGAUGUCUGCACUUCACUCAGUGUUGCAGAUUUACAAUGAAAUGCAAUGUAACUUAGAAAACAGACAUACCAUUUCCCCCUUAACACAGCUGCAAGAAGAACCCUUGGUGUCACUGGUUUUUGUUUUUCCAUGAGUUAUGGAUCACUUAUACCAUAUGCAAAGAUGAUUACUACCAACCAAGAUUUGCUUUUUUGGUCAUUUGUUUUUAUAAAAAACAUGAAAGAUGAAAAAGAGAUGAGGGGGUUGCCUGUUUUGUGAAUUUGGAGGGUAAUAGGUGAUAGAUACACCCUUACAAAUUCUGGAUGAGAAUGUUAGUCAUCAAGGCAAAAUAUACAGAAAACAAUCUGAGCUAUUUUUUAUGUUGCAGUCCUCUCAUUCUUUUGCCUGAAUAGUUUUUGAUAGCCAGGCUUUGUUUUCUGUCAGUAAAGUCCAUGGUGUCUAAUUCCUCCAGCUUUGGUAGUUAUUUAAUAAUCUCCUAUGCUUUACGGGAUCUCUGUAGGGAACCUAACAGUACAGCACCUUUUGCUAUAUUCGGAAGAGAAUAACGGGUCAGAAUAGUAACACAUAAGAACACAAGCCUGAGAAAGAUGCAGCCAGCUCUCCCUAAUUAUUCCUGUUGUGGGGAUGCUGGAUGCAUAGGAAACUUGUCAGUUACUGAUCUGCUUGCUGUAGUCAUAUGCCUCUCCAGCCAGCAUCUGUGCUUUUUUAUUUAACCUCUGCCAAAUGAAUACCUUUGGAUUAAAAAGGGAAUAUUUUGUCUCUGAGCUAACACAUUCUAAUGCUGCAUUUAAGCUGCCCUAGAGCUGCACGGAAUUUCACUUGCUUUGUCAGACUAUGUUGAUUUUUUUUUUCUUUUCUUGCUAUGAAUAUAUAGUUUCCCAUAUGUAAUGUAGCACAGUGUGGAACCUUAAUUACAUUCAGGUUUCAAACACUACAGAUGAAUGCAAUAGGUAGGGUAUACCUGCUUUUUCUGAAGAAACUGUACCCUUGGAAAGUCCUAUUUCUUUGUAUUAUAUUGUAUAAUAGGUGCUAUACCAAUAAUUGCAUGUCCUCAUGGUAAAUUAUAUAAUAUAAAUAUUUAUAUAUACAUAUAUGUAUAUGCUUAUAUAAACUCAUUCUUUCUCAUUUUUAGUUUGUAAUUUAUGGACCACAAAUAAUACAGUUCCCUUUCUGUUAGUUCCUGAAUACUUUCAGCAUUGUAUCUUCUAUUCCCAUUCCCCCCAUCCCCACCCCCCGCAAAUUUCUGGAAUGCACAAAUUCUAAUAGCCUUUAAACCUUGGUACGAGAUUGAAGGACUGCUGAUUUCUCAACCAGCCAAUGUUUUGUCUUGCAGCUUGCUUUUUUUCUUUAUAAUUUUGUCUGUGCAUUUGCAUAUGGCACAAGAGCAGAGACUCAAAGGUAUUUUUAUUUUUUAUUACAAAUAGGGUUUGUGGUUACUCAUUUUUAUUUCAUAAUGUGAGUACUUAAUUGUUAUGAAUGUUCAUCUUACAGGAGCAGUGCCAGUCAAUGAAUACCUAACAGAUGAAUGUGACAACAACAAAUCCCAUCUUUUCCUUCCUGUUUUCCUCAUGUUUCCUUAUGGUAUAAUAGAAAGAGAAUUUGGUCCCAUUGUGAUAUUUUUGCCCUGGGCACUGCUGGAGUUAUGUCUUAAGAUGGUGUGGCAGCCUAUGAUUAUUUUUCCUCCCCUCUCUCUUAUAUCUGAAAAGCAUUUGUUAUGGUCUUGUAAGCUUAUUCCUACAUUAACACGAUCAGUUUUAAUAGGUACCAACUUUAUGCAUCAUUGCCUAAAAUGCUGAAGUUGAGGUGUUUAUAUUUUCUCUCCAGUGUAGCAGGAUCCAGAAACAGGUAAUUGCUUUACAGGUGAGAAAUAAUAGAACACCUACAGAUUUUUUAUGCUGUCUUCAAAGUACAGACUUGUCCAUUGGUACACAUUGCUAUGUAAAAUAAAUCAAUGCUGUAGAAAUUCACUUGUACUUGAACUACUUGCCAAUGUAAAAACAGUAAACUAUGCCAAAAUAGAGAGAUAUCAAUUGUGAUUGAUGGCCCAGGCUUCUUUCAGUGCAGAAAAAAGUAGAAGGACUGUAUGUCCCCAGUUUCACUGAGGAUUCAACAGGAGCUAGUGAGCAAAUCAUGAAGGUGUGAUUGGAGGAGUGAUUGUGAAUAAUUUACCUUGAACAACCCGCUCUUCUGGAGUUUUUUAAAUUGCUUGAUACCCUCCCCCGAGAAGUUUACAGAAUUGCUUACUAUGGUCUAAUGUAGCAAUCAGUUAAUGUAGUUAGGUAAUGGUCAGCUAAUCAACUCAUACAUAAAUAUUGGCUUAAUAUUUCUAGAGGGCCUGUAUAAUCAUCAAGAACUCUAUAAGCUUCAAUAUUUGAAUAUGCAACUGACUCUGCAUAAAAGCACCAAUGUACACGUGUCCCUUGUGCAGAGUGUGAAUGAGUGGUUUAUGGAGGGUUAUCUGCAACAAAUUUUCAGGGACGGGGAAGAUUUUUCUCCACUGUACAAAACUGUUACAGUUAUUCUGCAUAGCACGCAGCAGCUUACACAGGGAUUUUAGCUGGGAAAUAGUAAUUCAAGGAGCUGUUGCUUUGUCUUCUUCAAGCCUCUGUUACUUUGGAGGGCAGUGCAACGGAGCCAUGACAUGUAGCAGAUGCAGAUGCUGCACACGCAUUUCCUCUUCAUGGUGUUUCCUGUGUUGUGGCCAGCACUUUGGAGCAUUUUUUAGAGAAAUUGAGGCAUGAAGCCUUUAAAUUAAAAUAGAACUUGAAAAGACUGAACAUUUCACGCAGACAUUUGUGCUACCGUAUUGCAUGGUAUAAUGAAUCUAAGUUGCAACUUCAAAAAUCUAUAUUAAUAUUAAUAAACAUCAUUAUUAAUUACAAAUGCCAGUUACUACUCAAGUAAACCUCUGUUAAAAGUAAUAGAAGGUGUGAUAGACUAGAGCAACACUGACAAGUUGUAUGAUGCUAGGCACCUACCUACUACUUAAGCAGGAUGGGUAAGCAUAGAAAAUCUCACUCUUCAAAGGCAGGAGCAAUAUGAGGUCUUAACUGCUAGUUAUAUACAAUUAUUCAGGAGGCAGACCCCUGGGGAGUGACAUGGGGCUUUCAUGAUAGCUACCACCCACAUCCUGCCUUGGGAUGUCUGGACAUAUUCUUGCCUUGAAGUCUGCAUGUUUGAGAUCAAGCUUUCUCACAUACCUCAUUAAACAAUCUUGACGUAAAGAGGAGGAUCUGGUCCUAUAUAUUUAAAAAUACCUGGAAAUAUUUUUCAUCUGAAAAAGACUUGUAAGCGCUCUAUCAUUUACAAUUUGUAGUAUUAUGAUAUUAACUAUAGCUGGGGAAACACACAAUUUUGAUUAUAUAUAUAUAAAUAGGCAUUUGUACAUAAGUGUAUCUAUAUAUACUCUUAUAUAGAUACUGUAUAUUGUAUAGAAACACAUAUACAUACAUCCAUAUGUGUGUACAUACAUACAGACAGAAACAGUCUCAGAUAUUGCAUCCUGUUUACUAGAAUUCAUUUGCCAGAGUGAGCCAAGGCUUGUUUUGCUUUGAUUUCCUCUAAUCUCCUCUCCAUCUACUGUAAUUUUGCUAUGCACUAAUUCUGAUUCUGUAUCUCUUCCAUGUCACAAGCCUUGAUCCUAUAGUCCUACUUGGGCAAAAUUCCCGUAAAUCUUUCUUAUUACAGUAACAUUUUUUCAAUUGUUGACUGUAAUGUUUCUAAAAAAAUAUUUUCAUUUUCUUUUUGGUGAGAAUGUAGACAAAGCCAGACUUACAGUAGAGAUUCUUUCCUGUAAACAGAAUUUUUCCAUAAUGAAUUGGACAUCUUUAUGGAACACCGAGGCAUAAAUUCUGGUAAGAAGAAAGUGAUUAUUCAAAUUUCUUAAAAGGGUCUAAUGGUAAGGUAGGGAUACGCGCUCCAAUUUUUAUAUAUGUGUUAAAAUGAAAGAGGAAUCUUCUGAAAAGGAACAGGAGAACAAAAGAGACCUCAAAGUCAAUCUGGUUUCUCAUUAUAGCUGUAUAAGAUAUUAAUUUUUUCAUGCAGGAGUGAUCCUGUGAGGUGACGACCCAUGCCUGUCCUGUCAAUGCUAGUAAGCAAGGGGCUGCUUAGGUGUCUUAGGUUAACACCAUGACUCCCUAUGGCGCAUUCUCUGUGUGCUUUUCCACUGUAAGGAGUGGUCAGAGAACUGUCAGCUAUAGAAAUACAAGCCUUGAUAAUUAUGCAUUACUCCUUCCUUCAGCUGGUAAUAGCUUUGGUUGCUUGUUCCUGUUUCUGAAACUUGUGGGACUACUUGUGUAGUAUUUUUAUUCUACUUCUAGCUAAUGUAGUAGGCAGUGAUCUGGAGGAGUUUGUUCACUGUUUUUCUUUUAGCUCAAAUAUCAUUGGUUGCAAUUACUGUGAUUUUCAGUCACCUGUGACGCCAGCAGAAGAGAGUGAAUUUCAGGUCAUACAGUUCUUAGGUAACACAUGCAAAUCUCAUAAACAUGCACCUCACACAAGAAUACCUCAGCUGUCCACUUGAAGCCAGUCUUCCUUUUCCCUACAGAUAACAUUUCUAAAAAAGAGAAAGUAUAUAAAAGUCAACCUAGACUGUGUAAUAACUGUCUGGAGUUAUUUUAAGAUACAGUCAAAUUCCAAAAAGUUUAAUCACUUAUUUUCCUGUAUUUUAAAUAAUCAGGCUUUUAAAUAUUAACCUCUGAGAGUUUUUCAAAGGAAGAAAUGCAUAGCGGUGUAUUGUUUUAAAGUCUAAUGAAUUAACUGGGCAAUUACAUCCAGGUUUGAACAUGUAGGCUGAUUUUAGUCUCCAUUGCUGGUAACAUUCUCUCUUAAGAGUAACAGUGACAAACUCAAAGCACGUGUCAUUAAUAUAUUUUGCUUUGAUUUCUCCUCUACAUGAAGAGCUUGGAUCCUUGGGUCUUCUUGCUGUUCUUGUGCAGGUGAAACUUUUAUUAAAAUCAGUAUAGGGUCCUUUUUUUCAUUUUUUUUCCUGUUUAGGGAGUGGAGGAAUAAACUCAUUUUAUAAAUAUCAUAUUUGCAAUUGCUGUAUUUUCAAUUAAAAAAUGCAAAUUCUAUAUUACUAUUAUGCCAUGCCAUGCCUUUUGAUCUCUUCUUCUGUAAGAAUUACUGCUGAGAGCCAGUUUUGGCUAAGAGUACAAAGUGGUCUCUUCUAAAACAAUAACACAAGUGGGCCACUCUUAUGUGGUCCUGACCAUCUACGACUGUCUGUUGGAAUUCAGCUGGAAUUAAUUCAAGUUACAGAUGUUUGUUUCCUUUUGAGAUUACUUGAUCUUUGACCUUUUAUGUAAAGGAGCUUUGAUAACAGUAGACCAGUUUGCUCCAAAAGAUGCAAGAUAUUUAAUUUGGUCUGCCUAGCUUCAAAUUGUUUUAAACCCAUAUCUGCUGCAUGGCAGGCAAGGUCAUAAAGGUUUGACACCAAGUGAGGUGGGAUUUUAGGAGCUAUUUCACAUCUUUUCCUUCUGACUGGAUAUCUGGAUUGCUUGCCUACCAGCCUUCUCUACGUCCUCUUUACCUUCCUUGGCUAGAAAGCAAAACUUGGAAUUCUUCUCCAGCUUCUAACUUUCUUUUCACAGAGUCAGCCCAGAGACAAGUUGCAGUGCUUAAGCUAACAGAUGUCAAUUUUCAAAUGCUUUCCUGUGAAUAUCCAAACUAGGAAAUUAAGGAAAUCACCAGCAAUGCCUUUAGACUAUACUGACUUUUUGAAGCUGCCAACCAAUGGCUGCUAAACUAAAAUCUCUGGGCAAUACCACAAAGAAUGAAAUCUGCAUAUUAACUAAAAAUACGAUGUUAUCAUUCGAUAAGACUUAAAGUACUCAUUAGUAAAAUCUGCAGCAUGAUUAAAGUAAGUGGAAAUAGUUCUGAGAUUGUUUGUUACCAUUGAGGAAGACAAAUGUUGAGUCCUUCAAAUUCUCUUGCUCAGUAAUUGCAGUUCCCUUCCCCUCCUUGGAAAUCUUCUAAGCCAUUCAUUUUCUUUUAAGUUUGUGCAGGCACCCAAGAACGUAUAGAGUUAAUGCCCUUGUAACGGUCAUUUGUACAUAAAGUUGUAAUUAUUUAUUUUCUCAUUUGUACCAUAUCAAGGCUUUGUACAAUGUUUUAAGUUUUUGUUUUCAAAUUAUUUUGUAUUUUAUUUUUAUAAACUGGUUCUAAAUAAAAUAUUCAUUCAGCA